CCGAAUUUUCUUGUAUGCGGAUUUAACAGUUUUGAUCAUGAAUCGAGAGCACUCGCCGCAAAUUAUCAGAAAACCCCAACGACCCAGUUUCUUCAAUGCUCUCACUGUUUAUUUCUCCCUAUAAAUCGAUCUCCUUUUCCCUUUGAAUCCCCCCCGCUCUGUCUCUUCUCUUCUCUUCUCUGUCGCUUUGGUUAAAGUAAAAAAAUGAGUGGGAAAGCAGCGAGGAAGAACCUGUUGAAAAGCUGUAACAUGAAAGGGAAAUUUGGGAAUGUUGCUUUCAUUGAUGUUGAUGGUGAUAGAUUUGAGAACAUUAUCAUCAUUGAUGCUCCUGAGUCUGUGGAGGAAUGUUUACAAGGUUUCAGUGGGCCUAGCAGUGGUAAGCAUUUUCCUGCUCCAGAUAUAAUUAGCAUUGAUGAUGAUGAAACUGAUAAAAUGGAUAAUCCCGAGAUUUGUAAAUGUGGUGGUGACUUGGAUAGUGAGGCCUCAUCAAGAAAAAGUUGUCCUGCAUCGGACUUUAAGCUGAAAUCUACAGGAUUAGAUGAUGAUGACUGCUGGUUCAUCAGGGAAAAGAGACCUGCAUUUAAACUAUCAAAGUGCAAGAAAACCUAUGCUGGGAAGACUCCUUUUGGAAAGCGUUUUGGUUUAAGUCCUGAGUCUGAGGAUAGCUCAUCUGAAAGUGAUUAUUCUGAUUGUGAACUUAUUGAAGGUUCUGUUGGAAAAUUUCAAGAACAAUGGGAGAAAGCUUCCCGGAGAAGGCAAUAUAAUAUUAGAAAUGGUCAAUCUGGUUUAGAGGAUCAGACAAGUGGCUCAGGAUCACGUAAUGACACUCCUCCAGGAGUUGGAGAAAAUGCGAGUCAACAAUAUGCUGAAACCCCUGCAUCCUCCGGUUCAAGCGGUUCAAGUCUUCAGAAACAAAACUCUCCUACCUUUGAGAUUGACAGUGAUAAUUACCAGGAUGAUACAUGUCUCAAUCGUGGGACAGAAAGGCCUUUCGUAGAAUCUGAUGAUAAAGUUGACCCUGAAAGCCUUUCACGAUCAAAAUAUGGGCCAACUGCUGAAGCACAGUUUUUUCAUGUUCAGGCUGAUGUUAUAUUUGGAAGAGAAAGAUUUGUAAAAGUUCCUCUUUCAAGGAAUAGAAAUGAAGAGUUUUCUUGGACACCCUCAAAUUUUGACCCAUACCCAAGUGAUUUGCAACAUGGAAAUACAUUUGCAAAUGGAGAAGAGAAGCUACAAUCCAAAGAAUCAUCGGAAGAAAAACCGGUUGAAAAAGAUGUGAAUCCUGUCGAUGUUGAAGUCAGAACUCUUUUUGAUGAAUCCACUUCUGUUAAGACCCCAUUGGAUGGAAUUCGAGUAGUCAGCAGUAAGAGAUUUUGUGAUGUGGACAGUUUUCAGAAUAAUGGAACUCAAAUAAGGCAAUCUUUGUCCAUGGCAGAGCUAUCAAACAUUAAUUCUAUGCUCAACAGUAAAAAAUAUGAUGAAAGUGUGCAUGUUCAAGUUGCUGAUGCCAUUGUUUCUUGUAAAAAGGAUAUGAUUAUAGACAGAGAAAAGUUCAAGGAGACAGAUGAAUACAAGCAAGCUAUGGAAGAAGAAUGGGCAUCUCGGCAGCGAGAGUUAAAAAUUCAGAUUUUAGGGAACAAAAAGCAUGCUGAUGCAAUCAUAUCUUUCUCAUCUCCUUUUCAACUUCAACACAGUUUCCUUUGCAGUCUGUUUAUCAUCAUCUACACUGUUAACUCAAUGGUUCAUAUUUGGCUAUUUUGUAUUAGUUUAGUGUUUAAACUUGAUGAAGUUGGAGCUGAAGAGGCUCAAAGAUUGCGUAAAAGGAGAAAGGCUGAAAGUAUGCGUGUGUUGGAUAUGGAGAGACGACAAAAACAACGUCUGGAGGAAAUGAGGGAGACUCAAAAGAAGGAUGAGGAAAAUUUGACCCUAAAGGAACAACUAAGAACGGAAGUAAGAAAGGAGCUUAGUAAAUUGGAAAUAUCAUGCAUUGAUAUGGCCUCAUUGCUUCGUGGCUUGGGGAUCCCUGUAGGUGGCGGUUUUAUCCCUUGUCCAAUGAGAUAUCUUGUUAUCUCAGUACCCAAUAGUUUCAAAUUAGGUGCUCUGCCCAGAAAUUGUUGUUCUCUGACAAUAAUUAAUGGUCUUUCCCAGAUUCAUGCAGCUUAUAAACGAGCCUUGUUAAAAUUUCAUCCUGAUCGAGCAUCUAAAACUGAUAUUCGGCAGCAGGUUGAGGCGGAGGAAAAGUUUAAGCUCAUUUCUCGCAUGAAGGAGAAAUUUUUACAGACUUCUUGUCACUGA
Molecule: messenger RNA, 2292 nt
Organism: Hibiscus syriacus
Lineage: Eukaryota; Viridiplantae; Streptophyta; Magnoliopsida; Malvales; Malvaceae
Exons: 9
Coding region: 205-2292 (695 amino acids)
Source: RefSeq, a predicted model, not a curated record